This is a messenger RNA of Daldinia caldariorum, 1888 nucleotides long. Its product is annotated as FolC bifunctional protein. Gene Ontology annotation, biological process: folic acid-containing compound biosynthetic process. The transcript has a single exon. The record is from RefSeq and is a predicted model, not a curated record. Gene Ontology annotation, molecular function: ATP binding; dihydrofolate synthase activity; tetrahydrofolylpolyglutamate synthase activity. Gene Ontology annotation, cellular component: mitochondrion; cytosol; cytoplasm. NCBI's taxonomy places the organism in Eukaryota, Fungi, Ascomycota, Sordariomycetes, Xylariales, Hypoxylaceae. Bases 371 to 1594 code for a protein of 407 amino acids.
AUUUUAUAUUGCCCAGUUGCUGUGUUGAUUUUUAAAAAGUGACCUUGCAAAAUCGACUGGCUGAUAUUUGCCCAUUCUGUUACGGCGCCAAUUUCUCAGUCAUCUACCUCUCGAGUUUAACGACAACCUUUCACUACGCUACGGUAUAUAUGACUCAUAUUCAAAAAAGAAGAGAGAGAAAAAAUGUAUCCAUCUACCUUGUGACAGAUAUUAUAGAUCUCAGAGAGAUAUUAGGUCCUUUCAUUUGCUCAAGACUUUAGUAAUUUUUAUCUAUGCAGACUGAGCCAAUCUUUGACCCGCCAACAACCAACAUCUAACACUUACAUUACACCCAACGCCAGGGACCAGAGACCAAAGACCAAAGACCAACAUGGUAAACCUUGGCUUGGCACGAAUCAGUGCUCUGCUCAAGCAGACACCACAGACCUGGAAAGCCAUUCAUGUUGCUGGUACAAACGGCAAGGGUUCAAUAUGCGCAUAUCUCACUGCCAUGCUGCGCGCCAACCAGAUUACGUGCGGUAGAUUUACCUCACCUCAUCUCGUAGAGCCUCGGGAUUGCAUCUGGAUUAAUGACAACAUCGUGUCGGAGAGCAAAUUCCGCCACUUUGAAGAUAUGAUCAAGAAGAGAGACGAGGAGCAGCAAAUUGGCGCUAGUGAGUUCGAAUUGCUCACGGCCACUGCGUUUGAGAUAUUCGAGUCUGAGAACGUCGAGUUCGGCAUAAUCGAAGUAGGACUAGGGGGCACACUUGACGCCACAAAUGCGUUAAAACAUAAAUGCGUCACUGUCAUCUCUAAGAUAGGGCUCGACCACCAAUCAUUUUUAGGCAACACCAUUGAAGAAAUUGCUAGUCAAAAGGCCGGUAUCAUGAGGAAAGUAGUGCCUUGUGUUGUAGAUGGCAGCAACACCAAGUCCGUUCUGGAAGUUCUUCAGAAACAUGCCGAGAAGACGGGUACCAGUUUUUCUUUCGCAGACGCAAAAUCCAAUCAGCUCGUGAGCAAAGUGGAAGAUUCCCUCGAACCACACCAACAGCAAAAUCUUGCAUGCGCAUACGAAGCUUUUCAACUAGCAUUUCCUCAAUAUGCUAGUUCUAUAGAUAGUCUCGUUUCUGCUGCCAGAAACGUGGUAUGGCCUGGGAGAUUGCAGUGGGUGAGCAUUGAAAAAGUUACAAACAGAAAGGAGGAUAUUCUACUGGACGGAGCGCACAAUCCCCAGUCCACAGAAGCACUCUCUGGCUUUGUUCAAAAGCACUUACGCUCGCAAGGAAAGCCAGUUACUUGGGUACUUGCUGCGACCCAAGGAAAAGACAUAUCAGAAAUGCUUAAACUGAUAUUACGCGAUGGCGACUCAAUAGCAGCUGUCGAGUUUGGCCCUGUUGAACAGAUGCCUUGGGUCAAACCCACAAGCUCGACAGAUCUACUUGAUACCGCGAGCAAAUGUGGCGUUACAAUUUCGUCAAAGUUCGACGCAUCCACAGAUGUGAGGUCAGCCCUCGAGUGGGCAAGCCAAACUACCAGCGGAGGCCCGCUUGUCAUUGCAGGAAGUCUCUAUCUAGUAUCCGAGAUAUUUAAAAUGCUCGGGUCCCAUGAAAAUUAGAGACGAGUAAACAUAAGUGGAAAGCAACGACUGCCUCACAAGAACUCGGGGGCCUCUACAAAGGAGAGAAUCCCAGAUUAAGACUUGUUCAACCGAAGGCUUAUACCCGCAAAUCAACUACGGCGGAUAUCCUAUAUACCUCGCAAUAUAUACAAGGUCAAUAUCUGGUAUUAUAGUAAGUAGCCUUCUUAUAAAACAUUUUGGUCCGUACAGUGAAGUAAUAGACCAAAACCGGAAUGAUCAAGUCUUCCCCACCGUCAAGUAAUCUAGGUACCUAACCUAAGGUAUCAGCUA